GUCCAUAUGCCCGGAGUGGGUGGCUACAUUGUGUCUAUUGUAUGGGUUGAUUUUUGUUUUGUUUUGUUUUGUUUUGUUUUGGGGGGGGCUGGCAUUUUGUACAUCACGGGAGGCUUAAAUUGGAGUGAAAAGCAUGGCUGAUGAGCAAGAAAUCAUGUGCAAACUGGAAAGCAUCAAAGAGAUCAGGAAUAAGACUUUGCAGAUGGAAAAGAUCAAGGCACGCCUGAAGGCAGAGUUCGAAGCCCUGGAAUCGGAGGAGAGGCACUUGAAGGAAUACAAGCAGGAGAUGGACCUUCUGCUGCAGGAAAAGAUGGCCCAUGUGGAGGAGCUGCGGCUGAUCCAUGCUGACAUAAAUGUGAUGGAGAACACCAUCAAGCAGUCUGAGAAUGACCUCAACAAGCUCUUGGAGUCCACUCGGCGCCUGCAUGAAGAGUACAAGCCCCUUAAGGAGCACGUAGAUGCCCUACGGAUGACUCUGGGCUUGCAGAGGCUGCCAGAUCUGUGUGAGGAGGAAGAGAAACUCUCUCUUGAUUACUUUGAAAAGCAGAAAGCUGAAUGGCAGACAGAACCACAGGAACCUCCCAUUCCAGAAUCUCUGGCUGCAGCUGCAGCUGCUGCCCAGCAGCUACAAGUGGCUAGGAAACAGGACACCAGACAGACAGCAACUUUCAGACAACAGCCACCUCCAAUGAAGGCCUGUUUAUCAUGUCACCAGCAAAUUCAUCGGAACGCACCAAUAUGUCCACUCUGCAAAGCAAAGAGCCGGUCUCGGAAUCCCAAAAAACCCAAGAGGAAACAGGAUGAGUGAAACACAGAAAAUCCAUGGAAAAAAACAUGUGACCCAUCCUAAUCCCUUUCCAGUAGAACUGUAAACGUGGCCAGUUUAUUGAAGUGCAGACUUAAGUAUGACUUACCCAUUGU
Gopherus evgoodei (Goodes thornscrub tortoise) is the source of this 921-nucleotide messenger RNA. It is a transcript of the gene ZC4H2, whose product is annotated as zinc finger C4H2-type containing. Gene Ontology annotation, biological process: positive regulation of neuron differentiation. Bases 134 to 808 code for a protein of 224 amino acids. The record is from RefSeq and is a predicted model, not a curated record. The transcript is spliced from 5 exons. NCBI's taxonomy places the organism in Eukaryota, Metazoa, Chordata, Testudines, Testudinidae. Gene Ontology annotation, cellular component: nucleus.